Messenger RNA from Nannizzia gypsea CBS 118893, 1974 nucleotides. Its product is annotated as Atg26p. The record is from RefSeq and is a predicted model, not a curated record. The coding region runs from base 1 to 1974 and encodes 657 amino acids. NCBI's taxonomy places the organism in Eukaryota, Fungi, Ascomycota, Eurotiomycetes, Onygenales, Arthrodermataceae. Gene Ontology annotation, molecular function: hexosyltransferase activity; UDP-glycosyltransferase activity. Gene Ontology annotation, biological process: carbohydrate metabolic process. The transcript has 2 exons.
AUGUGGCCGUUGAUACCGCAAGACCUUAAGCGCCCCAUAGUCUCUUCCUUUUUCCGAAACGUCUCACUGCCUCCUCUUCCCUUUACUAAUACUGUCUACCGCACCUUUGAUCCCUUUGUAACCUCCUCUAGCAAGAUGUCAAAGGCAUUCUGGAGACUGUGUGAACUCCUGGCUCACCAGGGCCAGCAAGAGCUGCCUACUACUUUCCCCCCUGAGACAGAAGAAGAACUUCAACAACUAUAUGACCAAGUGAGCGGCCGCCGGAAGAGCAGAAGUACAGGAGCUGGCGAGAAUGAAGUAGCAGCCACCACAGAAAUGAGCAGUAAUAGUGGAUCUGGCCUUGCUGACGGCUCCCCGAAUGACGCCUUUGACACUCAAACCCUCAAAUCCUCAAUAUCAAAUCUAUCCCAAGAUAACACACCCAUGUUUUUCGACGACAACUCAGCAUCUAUCAUCAACUUCAAACCAACAGAACCGCUGCGAAUAACUUGUCUCACCAUAGGUUCUCGCGGAGAUGUUCAGCCUUACAUCUCGCUCUGCAAGGGCCUGAUAGAAGAAGGGCACAAACCCCGGAUAGCAACCCACAAGGAGUUCGAAGGCUGGAUAAGAGAGCACGGCAUAGACUUUGCUCCGAUCGAUGGCGACCCCGCCGAGCUCAUGCGAAUAUGUGUUGACAACGGCAUGUUUACAUACGCUUUCUUGAGAGAAGCAUCUACAAAUUUCCGCGGAUGGAUAGACGACCUUCUUACCUCGUCCUGGAAGGGCUGUCAAAACUCUGAUGUCCUAAUAGAAUCUCCCAGUGCCAUGGCUGGAAUUCACGUUGCUGAAGCUUUGGGAAUACCAUACUUCCGUGCCUUCACUAUGCCCUGGACAAAAACAGCAGCUUAUCCCCACGCUUUUGCUGUCCCGGACCGCAACCUAGGAGGUACUUACAAUAGACUCACUUACGCCGUUUUUGAUGCCGUAUUUUGGAAGGCUAUCUCCGGUCAAAUCAACCGAUGGAGAAAGAAGGAGCUUGGUCUCAAACCUACCAGUCUCGACAAGAUGCAACCCGAUAAAGUGCCCUUUCUCUACAACUUCUCUCCUUCGGUCGUGCCCCCUCCUCAUGACUAUUUAGAGUGGGUUCGUGUGACUGGCUACUGGUUUUUAGGCGCAAACCCUGACUGGACUCCGCCAGAAGAUCUUGUUGCCUUUAUCAGCAAGGCAAGGGCCGACAAGAAGAAACUGGUCUAUAUUGGAUUUGGGUCCAUAGUUGUUUCCGAUCCUGCGGCCAUGACGAGAACAGUGAUCGAUUCUGUCCUAAAGACCGGCGUGCGAUGUAUCCUGUCCAAAGGCUGGUCAGAUAGGCAUGGCGACCCGAAGAGUUCGCAAAUGGAAGUUGAGCUCCCUCCGGAUAUCUAUAAAAUUGAUUCUGCUCCCCACGACUGGUUAUUCGCCCAGGUUGAUGCUGUUGCUCACCAUGGUGGAGCUGGUACUACGGGAGCAAGUCUUAGAGCUGGUGUACCUACUAUUGUGAAACCUUUCUUCGGAGACCAAUUCUUCUUCGGCACCCGUGUGCACGAUUUAGGAGUCGGCAUUUGUAUGAAAAAACUAAAUGCUGCUACGUUUACCAGAGCUCUGUGGGAGGCAACAAAUAGCCAGCGCAUGAUCAUAAGGGCAAAGCAAAUCGGUGAACGGAUCCGUCAGGAAGACGGCGUUGGCAAGGCUAUCCAGUCCAUAUAUCGUGACCUUGAAUACGCCAAAACGCUCACCUAUCUGCGCCGUACCGCCGCUGGCCACCCAUCAAAUGAAGGUGCUGACGAGGAGAACCUUGAAGAUUUCUUAGAUGGAAUCGAAGAAUCCUGGACCUUCAUCGGCGACGACAUCUUCCCUAAAGCGCAAGAUCCCAGAAGUGAACUUUCAUCUAUGAUGGACGGUGCCGCAGCUGGAACCUUACCACCACCAGACGAUGACGAAGAGGAUGUUGCUUGUUAA